GGCGAUUGAGAGGCGAUUGAGAGGAGUGGAAGUGCGGGCCUCGAACUCGAGAAUUGUGGCCGAUGCGAGCCCGGUCUCCAUGAGUUCAGGAACCUCAGGAGGGCCGGGAGGUCCUCCUGGCCCUUCCACGGCCGACCUGCCUCACAAUAGCCACGGCCCCAACAUCCUCGCGGCAUGCUUCGUGACGUGGACCAUCGCCCUCAUCUUCGUGCUGCUGCGCUUCUGGACCCGCACCAAGAUCGUGCGCCUCCUCGGCCCGGCCGACUGGUGCAUCGCCUCGUCCUUAGUAGUGGCCGCCGGCUUGUGCGCCAGUUAUGUAGUGCAAGUCAACCUCGCCCUGGGCAAGCAUGUCUGGGACGUAGACUUGCGGACCGAUUACGUCCCGAUGAUGCAGGCAUGGUGGUUCUCUCUGCUCCUCUACAUUAUUACCUUGUCUCUGACCAAGAUAUCCAUCUGCCUGCUCUACCUCAAAAUCUUCACCUUUGAGUCGGCCAGGCGAGCCUCCUGGCUUGUGCUGUUUAUUGUCGUCAUAACAAGCCUCUGGGCUGUCGCCAUCACCCUCACGUACUGCAUCCCCCUGCAGGCGACCUGGGAUCCCACCGUCGUCGCCUCCUUCUGCCAGCCCCAGUCCGCCUGGUGGGCUAACACAGGCAUCGUGAUUGCGACCGAUUUAAUCAUCUUCAUCUUGCCCAUUCCAAUCGUCGCCCCACUCAAUCUCCCCCGCCGCCAGAAACUCGUCGUCGUCGGUGUCUUUACAAUUGGCUUUUUCGUGUGCAUCGUCUCCCUCGUCCGCCUCGUCAUCCUGAUCCAGGCCAAGGGCUCGACCGACCCGGACUUCACCUACACGCCCGCCGCGCUGAGCUACCUGACCGCGCUCGAGGUGCACACCGCCAUCGUCGUCUCCUGCGCCAUGACCCUCCGGCCCCUCGUCGACCGCUUCUUCCCCGGCUUGCUCGCCCCCGCCGGCGGUAUCGGCGGCGGCGGCGGCGCCGGCUCCGGCCAGAGCAGCACUGCCGGCGGCGUCAGCAUGCGCGGCGGCGGCCGGCACCAGCAGCCGCCCCUGACGGUCGGGUCGCGCCCCUCGAGACGGAACCCGCUGCGGUCGUGGACUGGGACGGCGCACGAGGACGAGGCGGCGGCGGCGGCGGUGGUGGUGUUGGAGGACGCGGCGGGCGGCAACGAAGGAACUGCCGAGGGUGGUGGUCAGCGUGGUGGUCAGCGUGGUAGCGAGGAUCGGGAUCUCGAAAACGGCAUGGCUCAACUACCUGGCGGAGAGACGACGUUGGCCCCCCACGAAGCGUCCGCCAGCCCGUGGCUCAAAAGCGACGCGUCGUCGGAGAGGACCGAGGAUAUGGGGGUGGAGGCGAAGGCCAGGUCGCUGAACUGAAAGCCGCGGUGACGAUGUUUCGAAUUGUGCUUCUGUGGCUUUUUUUUUUUUUUUCCUUUUUCGCUGCUUUGGAAUUCCCGCCUCCCUGUUGGCGUUUGGGAUGUGGAAAAUCGUUGUGUUAACGGAAAGCCUGGAAGCAUGGUGAAUUAGACUGGAAGCUGGGAAUUGGAAGGAAUAAUUAGGGGAUCGGGCAUUGAUACUGGCUCCGGCUUGGAUAUCCCAAGCAUGGUUGGGCCAUUAGGUUGAUGGGACAACUUACAGGGGAAGGGGAUCUGAGUGCGGGAGAGAUCGCCGGGCCAGAUAAGGCAAUUUGUCUGCAUUGGGCAGCGCAAUGACUGAUGUACAACUGAACUUUACAUUAAUCACAGCUAUAAUACGUGU
Molecule: messenger RNA, 1768 nt
Organism: Thermothelomyces thermophilus ATCC 42464
Lineage: Eukaryota; Fungi; Ascomycota; Sordariomycetes; Sordariales; Chaetomiaceae
Exons: 6
Coding region: 80-1387 (435 amino acids)
Source: RefSeq, a predicted model, not a curated record